This is a messenger RNA of Umbelopsis ramanniana AG, 3357 nucleotides long. RefSeq lists its product as uncharacterized. Lineage: Eukaryota; Fungi; Mucoromycota; Umbelopsidomycetes; Umbelopsidales; Umbelopsidaceae. Bases 290 to 3157 code for a protein of 955 amino acids. The transcript is spliced from 4 exons. The record is from RefSeq and is a predicted model, not a curated record.
GGAACCUCCCAAAACUGCAUCGUGCUGUCAAGCGAUUCACACUCUUCAUUGCGUCGGCUCCAUUUGCCAUAUCAUACACGCCACUUGCAUAAAACGCGUUGUAUACUUUGAUUAGGAUCACGCGCUUUGGUCGUCAACCUUUCCGAAUUCUUUGUUCUCUCUCUUUUUUUUUGGCCUUCCCCUUUACUGCUGACCGACUCGUGAAUCCAAAAAGCUAUAUUGCAUUGACUCUUCUUUAAAGGCCAACAAACUUGUACAUCUCCUCAAAUACCAAGAAGUGGACUACAUUAUGGAUCCAAAUUUCUUUUUACAGAACGCUCUUGCUAAUCAGCAAGCUGGUGCUCAAGUAAAGCGGCAACAGAUGCAAAAUCCUCGAAUGAUGAUGCCCUAUGGCCAACAACAACAACAGCACGCCUCCCCUGGAAUGGCCAACGCCGCCAUGGCGUAUAGCUCUCCAUAUAACCCGGCUGCUUCCCCCAUGAAUAGUUAUGCUACGAGCAUGCCUCAAGCCAACAACCCCGUUUUCUCUGCUGCAGCAUUCAGCUCGGUCGAUCCGCAAUUGAUGGCUGGCAUGAAUCCCGUAUUCAAUCAGAACUUGCAGAGUAUGAUGAGUCCCGAUGGUAAUAUGAUGGCCAAUACACCAUAUAAUCAAGCUCCUCAACAAUCCCAAUCGCCCUUCUCACAACCUGCGUACUUGGCUGGGGCAAACGGUAACGGUAUGAAUCAGCCAUCCAUGACUGCCAAUCCCAUGGCUGGUCGUUAUCAGCAAUAUGCCAAUACACCUGCUCAGAUCCAAGCGCAAAUGCAGCAAUUACAGCAGAACGCUGGGAAAUUCAAGAAUGGACAGCAAAUGGGGAUGGCGGCGGCGGCUACAAGCCCGUUCAUGAUGCAGCAACAGGCAGCAAAUAUGAUGAAUGCUCAGCAACAAGUCAUGAGCAACAAUGCCAACUCGAGUGCUAACAGCUCUCCUGCUAAAACCUUUGCCAUGGCCAACCAAUCGAACUCUGCCAAUGCCUCUCCUCAAAUGCAUCGUAACGCAGCUCAAGGAUCCCAACGAUUUAGCCCUUACAGUAAGGGCAAUUUUCCUGGUCCUAACGUGCAUGCUGGUCUAUCACCACAGCAAAUACAAGCUAUUCAACAGCAGCAUUUCCAACGUCAGCAAGCAUUACAGCAGAGUCAACAACAACAGUCGCAAAUGGUCGGAGGUGCUGGCACGCCACAGCAACUAUCGGCAGGUGUUGGUCAAUCCCAGAUGAAUCAGCCUACGAGAAUGCAGCAGCCGGAUUAUGCACAGAUGGCGCAAGUUAAUAUGAAGGCGAGUGAGGAUAAGCCAUCACCAGAAAAACUAUGGAGUGAACAUCUUCAAUCUCAAAAACCCAUACCCAUGGCUUUACCACCCUCUAUUGCCCAACAAGCUCGAGCACGAACUGCAUCACAGUCAUCCCAAGAUAACAGCCAGGUGGUAACGCCUAGUGCUACACCGUCGAUGCCAGCUGCAGAAUCACAUUUGUCUACUAACAGUAGUACGCCACAGCAAUUACACGAGUCUCCUCAAGCGAUUGAUACACGCGUAGCCACUCAAGGGUCACCAGGAGUCAAAGCGAAUGAAAAUGAAGCAACAACACAGUCACCUGCUUCAGCGGGGCACGAUAAGAACGUCACUUACAUCCCCAAGACCAGAAAUGUGGAUACUUAUGGAGGUGUAGAUUUAAAGUACUUUGACCGAUAUGAAAUCCGGCCAAUGUUACCAACUAUAGGCGAACUAGGCAUCGUAGACAUUCAUGCUAUCACUAUGUCUCUCAAAUCCGAGAUGAAAUUGGAAGUCAGUAACGCACUCAAUAUUUUGACAGUUUUGACUUCCAACCGAAGUGUAGUGCUUUCCAUGCGGCAUUGCGACGAUCUGCUAGACGUCUUGUUAGACUACUUAGAACAGGAUCUUAUGGGAGUCAAUUCUCGUUAUGAUACACAGCCUAACAAGGAAGACAAGUUGACACUGGUGUCUGAAAAGGAUCGAACCUAUGGUCAAUUGUUUGAGAUGUCUCUGGACGAAAUGAAAAGCUUAAUACCAUCACUAGAGAAAACGACGUCGGAUGUUUGGCUGUCCUACCGAGAACGCUGCCUAUGCAUUAUCAAUAUCCUUCGCAAUCUGUCGUUCAUGCCUGAAAAUCAAGAAUACUUUGGACGACAUAAACGUCUGACGGAUAUAUUAGCAUAUGUACUGGCCAGUGAUAUAUCUAUGGAAGAAAACACGCACCAUGACGAAGAUACCAUGAAGCAAACCAAUGGUAAUGACCACUUAGACUCUGAUCGCCCCGCGUGGUAUGUUGGUGUACGACACAUGGAUACCUUAGACUAUAGGAAAAGUGCUCUUCUUAUCUUUUCCAACAUUGUUGUAUUCCUCAAGCUGGCCUCGGCGUCUUCCGCUCUCAUAUUUAUCAAGUUAACCGACGACUUCCUCAGCAAUGGUCCCGAUACCUACUUUUCCCAAAUUGCCGUGGAGACCUGGGCUAAAGUGUCGGUCAGUUACGACAAUCGUAAUGUUUUUGCAGCAUUGUCACUCACAUCUGCCAUGGAGAACAAGAAUACUGAUGUGGUUCAGCAUGAAGAUGCGUUCACCUACCUCGAAAACAUAUGGGAAGAACUUGGUAGCAUCAUACGAAAGGACUUCUUUACCAGCGAUGGACGGGUCAUAGCCAACAUGAAAGCACAUCAACUUGCCCUUCUGGAAAUGGCAGUGAUGGGAUUGUACAAUAUCAUGGUGAUCGCCAAAGACGAAACACUACGCUCACGUCUACUGGUUCGCGACCGAGGUAUUGGUAUGGUGAUUGUCAAGCUUUGUGUUUCCUUGGCCGAAUAUGGUACUCAGCAUUUCGGUGUUGUCUGUCGGAGAGGUUUGGAGCUUGUACGAGGUUUGAUUACUGGAGGAGAUGGCCUUCGACGAAAAACAGAAGACGAUAGACAAAGGGAUAAUUCGGAAAAUCCAGAAACGUCACCACAAUUAGGCACCGAAGUGACUUCGCGUAUAGCUUCUAAGUUGGAACUCGAUGCCUAUGUUAUAAACCAACUCCUCAUGUACGCUAUGCUUAAUCCUGCCACUGAUCCUGAUACCACUCGAGAAUUGUGGGACAUCCAAUCACUUUUGGAAGAAGAAUCUUGAUGAGGAGGAGGGUCUAUUCCUGACAAAAAAUAACCAUGUCUCUUUCCUUUUUUUUUUUCUUAUUUCUUCUUCCUUGUUUUUCUUCUUUCUAAUAUAUAUACACUUUUGCUAGUUGUUUCAUUGGUUCGUUUUUCAUUUUUUGGGCCUGUGCUUCACUUUUUCAAUCAAUGAAUAAAAAGAUGAAAAAAUGUGCACCAGUU